This is a messenger RNA of Lotus japonicus, 2721 nucleotides long. Its product is annotated as probable disease resistance protein At4g33300. The transcript has 5 exons. Gene Ontology annotation, biological process: defense response to fungus. Gene Ontology annotation, molecular function: ADP binding. The record is from RefSeq and is a predicted model, not a curated record. Lineage: Eukaryota; Viridiplantae; Streptophyta; Magnoliopsida; Fabales; Fabaceae. Bases 140 to 2623 code for a protein of 827 amino acids.
AAGUUGCAGUGGCAGUGACAGUGACAGUGACAGUUAAGUCUUGUGACAUUCUAUAAGGAAGACUCGAAGGAAAUUUCACAAAGAAAGAAAGUAGCAAAACAAAACAGAGGAAGCUCACUCAGCUCGGAGACUAGAACCAAUGGCUCUGACUGACCUCUUCGCCGGCGAGAUUGCGACGGAGCUUCUCAAAAUGCUCAUAACAAUCUCCCGCAAGUCCCUCCUAUGCAGAGCCAGCGCCGAUCAACUCAUCACUUACAUCAACGACCUCCUCCCCACCAUCCAGGAGAUCAAAUACUCCGGCGUCGAGCUUCCGGCACCGCGGCAGUUUCAGCUCGACCGCCUCUCGGAGGUUCUCCGCUCCGGCGUCGAGCUCUCUCACAAGGUUCUCUCCUCCGGGCGGUGGAAUGUUUACCGGAACCUCCAGCUGGCGAAGAAGAUGGAGAGGCUUGAGAAGAACGUGUCACGGUUUAUUCAGGGGCCCAUGCAGGCUCAUAUCUUGGCUGAUGUGCUUCAUGCCCGGUGCGAGAUGGCUGAGCGGUUUGACCGGGUUGAGGCUUCGAAUAUGCGGUUGGAGAGGUACUUUGGUGCUAUGAAGAUUGGGGUUGGUGGGGGUGGGUGGGUGGAGGAGGCUGUGAGGAGUGUGGAGGAGAGUGAAGCGUUGUGGGUUGAUGGUGGUUCUGGGAAUUUGUUGGGUGUGGGUUUGGAAUUGGGGAAGAUGAAGGUUAAGGAGAUGGUUGUUGGAAGAAAUGAUCUUUGGGUUGUUGGGAUUUGUGGGAUUGGUGGGUCUGGGAAGACCACUCUUGCAAAAGAGGUUUGCAGAGAUGAACAAGUUCGAUGUUAUUUCAAUAAGAGGAUCUUGUUCCUGACUGUUUCGCAAUCACCAAAUGUGGAGCAGUUGAGAACGAAGAUUUGGGGGUAUAUUAUGGGGAACGCGAGCUUGGAUCCUAAUUAUGUGGUUCCUCAGCGGAUGCCACAAUUUGAAUGGAAGAGUGAACCUCGAAGAACCCUGAUUGUUCUGGAUGAUGUUUGGUCACUCUCCGCGCUGGAGCAGCUUGUGUGUAGAAUACCAGGUUGCAAAUUUGUUGUGGUGUCCAGGUUCCAAUUCCCUACAAUUUUCAAUGCCACUUAUGAUGUAGAACUUCUGAGUGAAGAGAAUGCUCUCUCUUUGUUCUGUCAUCAUGCUUUUGGACAGAAAUCAAUCCCUUCUGGUGCUAAUGAGAAUUUGGUCAAGCAGGUUGUGAGUGAGUGUGAAAGGCUUCCACUGGCUCUUAAAGUGAUUGGAGCUUCGUUGCGAGAUCAAACUGAAAUGUUUUGGGCAAGUGUGAAAAACAGGCUGUCUCGAGGGCUAAGCAUAGGUGAAUCCCAUGAAGUGCAUCUGAUUGAUAGAAUGGCUAUCAGUAUCAACUACCUACCAGAAAUGAUCAAAGAGUGCUUCUUGGACCUGUGUACCUUUCCUGAGGAUAAAAAAAUUCCCAUGGAUGCUCUCAUCAAUAUGUGGGUUGAAAUCCAUGAUAUUGAUGAAAAGGAUGCUUUUGCUAUUGUUGUUGAGCUCUCAAAUAAAAACCUUCUCACCUUGGUGAAAGAAGCACGUGCUGGUGGCAUGUAUAGCAGUUGCUUUGAGAUCUCAAUUACUCAACAUGAUGUGUUGAGAGACCUUGCUCUUCAUUUGAGCAACCAUGCGAGAGUAAAUGAACGCCGGCGGUUAGUUAUGCCAAAACGAGAGAAUGGACUCCCUAAAGAGUGGUUGAGACACAAGAACAGACCAUUUGAGGCUCAGAUUGUUUCGAUUCACACAGGUGAAAUGAAAGAAUUGGACUGGUGUAAACUGGAAUUUCCCAAGGCUGAAGUGUUGAUCAUUAAUUUCACAUCCAGUGAAUACUUUUUACCACCCUUUAUUGAUAGAAUGCCAAAUUUGAGGGCACUGAUAGUAAUAAACCACAGUGCAUCAUAUGCUUGCCUUCACAAUGUUUCAGUUUUACAGAAUUUGUUCAACUUGAGGAGCCUCUGGCUUGAAAAAGUUUCCAUCCCCCAGUUUGGAGGAUUUUUCUUUGAAAAAUUGGGCAAGUUAUUCAUAGUCCUCUGUAAGGUUAACAAUAGUUUGAAUGAAAAAGAGGCAAACCUGGCCAGAGUCUUCCCUAACCUCUCCGAGCUUACUCUUGAUCAUUGUGAUGAUGUGACUGAGUUGCCCCCAAGUAUUUGUGGUUUGCAUUCACUCCAGACUUUGAGUGUCACCAACUGCCACAGUUUGAUCCAACUUCCUGUUGAACUGGGCGCGCUGAGGUCCCUAGAGAUCCUUCGCUUUUACGCUUGUCCAAAUCUGAAAACACUUCCUCCUAGCAUCUGUGACAUGAUUAGAUUGAAGUAUGUUGACAUUUCUCAAUGUGUUAGCUUGUCAUGCUUCCCUGAAGAGAUUGGUAGGUUAGUAAGCUUGGAGAAGAUCGACAUGAGGGAAUGCUCCAUGAUUAGGAAUGUACCAAAGUCUGCAAUUUCAUUGCAGUCUCUGAGGCUUGUAAUAUGUGAUGAUGAGGUAUUUGGUAUCUGGAAAGAUGUUCAGAAGGCUAAUGCAAGUGUUCAUAUUCAAGUAUCAGAGCAGCACUUUGAUCUGGACUGGCUUAAAGAGUAACUGGUGUCUAUGCUCUUAUAAUAUGUAAACUGGAACUCUUUGUAAAUAGUUGUUCAUGACUUCAAUUUGAAUGGGAAAUAAAUUAUCGUCUCCUAAAA